UAAAAACAAUGUCAAAUAUUAUAAUCAAACCACAUUUAAUUUUAUUAAAAUUUUUACUAAUGUUCGUUAUUACGAGAGCUGAAGAGGAUACACAAAAAAUUAGUGAAGCUCCGAAAACCUUCGCUUCGUUAAAUAUUUUAAGACAUGGGGACGGCGAAAACGAUGAUGAUAUUAAGCAACUUUUAGAAGAGAAGUAUAAAUUCAGGAAUGACCAAACCUCAACCAGGUAUCGGAUAACACAGGUUAAAGGGAAAGAAAGUGCAAAAGAAGGUGAAAUUCCAGCCAACGACGACCGCCAAAUAGCCUGGGCAUUCCGCUCAUACGCUGUUCGGCGUAUUGUUGGGGGAAUGGAAACCAGCAUCAGCAUGUACCCGUACAAUGUGGCCAUAUCGAGGAACACUAAGCAUUGGUGCGGUGGGUCGAUAAUUGAUGAGCAAUGGGUGCUUACGGCUGGACAUUGUUUAGAGUCAGCUGUAGACGACGACAAAAAGAAACUAAUGCCUUUUAUAGUCAGAGCUGGGAGCUCUUUUCACAAUCGAGGGGGAUAUCAAGCUAGGGUUAACAAGGUAUUUUUCCCAAAAGAAUACGUUCCUGGCAGCGCAGAUUACGACUUUUCUCUGCUUAGAUUGGAUAGGCCAAUGCCCAUUGGACGGAACAUCGCCGUGCUGAACCUGCCUUCAAAGGAAUACCUCAUGAAAGAGGAGGACAUACUGAUUGUGUCAGGAUGGGGUAGUACUGACGAAUCUGGUUAUGGCCACAUUCCGGAUCGACUACGGUUCGUGCCAGUGCCGGUGAUGAAGAUCAAUGAUUGCCAAAAGUCGUACCGCUUUUACAUCACGCCAAGAAUGUUAUGCGCUGGUUAUGCUACAGGUGGGAAGGAUGCUUGCAACCACGACUCCGGUGGCCCAGCAGUUCGGGAUGGUGUUCUUCUAGGCAUAGUCUCCUUCGGGGGCAAACAAUGUGGUGACCCCCGAUCGCCUGGAGUUUACAGCCGAGUUUCGACCAUCACAGAUUGGGUGGAGAACACUAUAACUCAGAACGAAGCUAGUGAUGUGCCUGAGUUGAGGGAAAAGAUUGAAAAGGCUAGGCAAAGAGAAAAGGAACUACAGAAGUUCAAAGCGCGAGUGGAAGACAAGAAGAACAAAAUAAAGAAUUGGUUGCGAGAAACAUUACGUUCACCCGCUUUUCUAGAGUUGGCAAAGAAAAAACUUAAGCAAACUGGUUUCAGUGCAAAUAAUAGGAGAACUUUGUCAUUUUACAAUGCCACACAUAUUCAAUAUCAACCAGGAAACAAUUCGACUAAUCUAGAUGAUCGGGCUAUAGACGAAAUAAAUCUAUCCAAUCAAAUAAAUGAAAGAAUCAUAGAAGCAGACGGGGAAAACAAUGAAGCCGAAAAAUUACUCCGUACUUUAGCGCUACAAGAAGUCAUGUUGAGCAAUAAGAAAGCUGAUUCCACGAAACUUGCGUUAAGAAUGUCCACUGAUCAUGAAAUGAGUAUAGAAUCAUUAAUUUCAUACAUUACUGAAGACAAAUAAAAAACAAAAAUAGUUUUUGUGUUCACGUUUUCUAAUUUGCUAAUAUAUUUUUACAAUUUGCGCCAUCUAUGUAAUAGAUAUAGAACUAUUAAGCCCUGUAGUUCUGUGCAACAGUUCGUGUCUAAGUAGCAUAACUACUAGCCGCUAGAUGUCGGUGUACACUUAGACUAUUCGACACUAGAUGGCGUCACAUGUAUUUUCGUAGAAAUUUGUAUCUCUGAAUCGAAAAUGUAAAAUUUUAGCAAAAGGGUUGUGAUUUGAAUUUCUAUAGAUGCCUGAGAGAAUACGAAAUACAGAGAUCCAUUGUCUACCAGUUGGCAGUUCUAAUAAUUAACAAGUUGUAGUGACUAAUCGACAGAAUUUCAAAGGGAGAGACGCAUAAUGACGACAGCCUCUAUUAGGUAGACUGUGACCUGGUGAUGGAGGAAAGGAACGUUUUAUAAUACGAACCUGUCCUGCACCUAGUGGUAGUGGUAAGCAACAGGCCUAUCCAUAACAGUUGCAGUCACCCUGAGACAUAAGUUGACAAGUCCUAUGUGCCUGUAACUUCACCAGCACCUUUCCAAACCGGAACGGUGCUAAAAAAGAUUCUACAAAAGAAAUUAGUCAAUAACUUUUUAUGCCUAAUUAUUACAGUUAUAAGACUCACAUUAUAUUACAAGAACAAUUUGUUUCAUGUAGUGCGUAUUAUUUUUAUGAUUUACACAAGGUAAAAGCACCUUUAACGCACGACCACAUGUGGCGUUAUUGUGCCAAAGACACGAAUUAUGAGAAUCAAAUUAAUAAUAAAGUUCGUCGCAAAUUAAUAAUAAAACGUAGCUAUUAAAUACAGCAGCUUUCUAAUAAACUUUUGAGGUAAGUUCGUUUUUUUCUGUCGUGGAAAUUUGUAGGAAUCGUGCUAUUAUAUAUUUCUUCCAAAGUGUUAUAUAUAGACUCAUACGACACUUUACUAUGUUACCCUCUUCCUUCUCUGUGUGUAAAAUAUGAAAAUAACUCUGUAACUGUAAAAAUAAUAAAAUUUGCGGUGCAUAUAAGCGGCCUCAUUUAUUUGCAUAAGUAAUAGCUAACACGAAGCCCCGCACUAGGUACACAUACAUAUGCAACCACAAAUUAUACCCAAAUUCACGAGAGAAAUAAAUGAAGGCCAUACAAAUAUUUCUCCCGGCCCGAGAAUCGAACCUGGGACCUCUGCGUGGCAGUCGGUUUGGCCACGGAGGCAGUUAAAAGUAUAGCAGGGGUAUGGGUUGCAUUGCUACCGAAAGAAAAAAACUUACUUUUAGCUCUGAAAAAGAUGACCUUAACCCGUUCCUUAGAACUUCCAUACCCAGUGGUGGGAUUUAAUACUUGAGAAACUAACAGGCGCGGGCACUAGACCUCACAACUUGUACUAUAUAUU
Molecule: messenger RNA, 2931 nt
Organism: Hyposmocoma kahamanoa
Lineage: Eukaryota; Metazoa; Arthropoda; Insecta; Lepidoptera; Cosmopterigidae
Product: serine protease 55-like
Exons: 7
Coding region: 9-1535 (508 amino acids)
Biological process (GO): proteolysis
Molecular function (GO): serine-type endopeptidase activity
Source: RefSeq, a predicted model, not a curated record